AUGUCUCCCCCCUUCAACUCGGACGCCCCCAGCUCCAGCGCCAGCGCCAGCAAUCCACUUCCCCAGAAUCAUGAGUCGUAUGCUGCCUCUGGCGAGGUGAAGAGCUCGAUGGAGCCAAAUCCCCCGGCUUCAUCACAGAAUGAAGACAACAUGGCCCAGCCCAACUCUGCUGCAGCGCCUCCCAACCCAUCAGAGGACUUGAUCUCCCUCGACGAGCACCCACAGCCUUCUCCCACGGCUGUCACUGUGGGUGCGCAACACGAUGGCCAACCCGAGAAAUCCAACCCGCACGAACUGCGACCAGAGGUGCCGCCAAAGACAGAUGAUGGCAGUGACGGCUUGAAUGCCUCUGUUGCAACUCUGAAGCCUGCGACAACCCCAACCACCACAAUCGCCACUUCAUACCUGAAUGUUGAAACAAAACCUUAUGUCGACCCUACACCAUCUACUCCAACCGAGUCCCAGCCUCCUUCGAGGACGCCUUCCAACGCUGCCGACCGGCCUCGCCUGUCCCUCGACUCUUCACGAGGAGGACGGUCAGACGACGAGAAACGGCGUGCAAGUGAAGAUGAUCGAGAGAACGAUGCGUCUGAGAUCCAAAAUAUUAUGACCCAGUUCAGGGAGGGCGGUCCAGGCGAAGAGGAGGUUAUGAGUCCACGACUGGAAAUUGCAUCCCCCUUCGGUGCCGGGCCUGUUCAACAUCCUCCUCGCCAUUCUAGCCUAGAGCCGCUGAGCCCGAAUAUAGCCCAACAACUACAGGAUAUGCAAGGUCUACGGCUAGACUCCAGUUCGCCAGCCAGCAUGAUGUCGAAGGGGAAGGACCCGGAUGAUCAAGGCCCGCCUGUUCCUCCAAAGGACCCAUCCAUACACUCCGGCAGGACUGGUCAACUCAAGGACGAACGAGAGAGUAUCGGUGCUCCCAUGUCUCCAACAGUGUCGUUACACCGACCACCCCCACCGGAGCCUGAGCCUGAAUCGGCGCUGCCCUUCGACUUCCACAGGUUCCUCGAACAGUUGCGGAACAAGAAAGCAGACCCGGUCGCCAAGUAUCUGCGAUCGUUUCUGAAUGAGUUUGGUAAGCGACAGUGGAUGGUACAUGAGCAGGUCAAGAUUAUCAGCGAUUUCCUGGCUUUCAUUGCAAACAAGAUGGCAUUGUGUGAAGUCUGGAGGGAUGUGUCUGAUGCUGAAUUCGACAACGCUCGAGAAGGCAUGGAGAAGCUUGUCAUGAAUCGACUGUACGCCCAGACUUUCUCGCCAGCAAUACCUCCGCCUCAGCCAAUACCAGGUGCCAAACCAAGGAGGAAGGGUGCCGAGCGACCCCUGGGGCCUGGGCGCAGGGGCCAGCACCAAGAAGAUGUCGAGCGCGAUGAAGUCGUUGCCCAGAAGAUCAAUAUCUAUGGCUGGGUGCGUGAAGAACAUCUAGAUAUACCGCCGGUCGGGGAAAGUGGGAAACGUUUCCUCAGGCUUGCACAACAAGGUGCGAGAAACUUCACCCAACCCUGGCUUCUUAAGCACUCCAAAUCCGACUCGUCGGCAGACUCGUUCAUGCCACUCCUCAUUUAUGUCACACUCCAAGCAAACCCAGAGCAUAUAGUAUCAAAUGUCCAAUACAUCCUCAGGUUUCGAAAUCAAGAGAAAUUAGGAGGCGAAGCUGGUUACUACCUCUCAUCAUUGAUGGGUGCUGUCCAGUUCAUUGAAAAUAUGGAUCGCACGACACUUACGAUCUCAGAUGAAGACUUUGAAAAGAACGUCGAGGCCGCCGUUUCUGCCAUUGCCGAGAGGCAUCGUUUAGAGUCACCACCUACUUCAGCCACCGCAGAAAAACCACCACAGUCCCUUGGCAGCAUGGGUGAAUUCUCAUCAACCCGACCAUCGAUGGACAACGACGCAGUGACCCACUCUUCGUACACACCUCGCCAGUCAACUUCUAAUGACGAUGGUGAGUACGACGAGAAGGCUGCCAUAACUGGUCUCCUUCGAACCAUCCAGAAGCCGUUAUCUACUAUCGGCAGGAUGUUUUCCGACAGUGAUGAGCCCGUAGCUGGUUCCUCAAGCGCGUCCGCACGCAGCCCCGCCCAUACUCCUCUGCCAGAUUCCAGGCCAAGCACAGGGGGGCAAAGGGUUCCGAGUCAUCAAAGCCGCUAUUCUGCGGAGGAGGCUGCAGCGAGGCAGGCCAGCGCCGAGGCAGCAGAGGCGCACAGGCUGCAUAGGGCAGAACACGCCAAUGUCGUAGAAACUCUAGCCGGCAUGUUUCCUGACCUCGACAGGGACAUCAUCAGUGAUGUUGUUUACCAGAAGGAAGGACGUGUUGGUUUGGCGGUGGAUGCAUGCCUUGCAUUGUCUGCAUGA
This is a messenger RNA of Diaporthe amygdali, 2349 nucleotides long. RefSeq lists its product as uncharacterized. NCBI's taxonomy places the organism in Eukaryota, Fungi, Ascomycota, Sordariomycetes, Diaporthales, Diaporthaceae. Gene Ontology annotation, cellular component: endocytic vesicle; cytosol. The transcript is spliced from 4 exons. The coding region runs from base 1 to 2349 and encodes 782 amino acids. Gene Ontology annotation, biological process: vesicle-mediated transport. Gene Ontology annotation, molecular function: guanyl-nucleotide exchange factor activity; small GTPase binding; ubiquitin binding. The record is from RefSeq and is a predicted model, not a curated record.